UUCCGAUAUUUCAGAUUUGAGUUUCUUAAAGGUGCGAGCACGUCAGUCCGGUCGCAACCGUUGUGUGAAGGUGUUGCAAGUUUGGAGUCGAAUUGAUUUUUGUGUGAUUUCAUGAUAAAAUCGGGAAUUAAAUUGUUGUUGAGUGCACGCCUGGUGGCUUUGGAACUUUUCGCUCGCAACGAGUCGCCUUCCUGUCAGCCAGGAAAACUCGUGGAUUUGGAUUAAUCGAGAGUCGCGUGCUACGCACUGGAGUGUGGAAAAGCGAAAGUGAAGGAGGACGCGAGCGACUGAUGCUAAGCAGAGUUUUCCCCGUCUCUGCCGUGACUCGGACUGGCUUUGUGCAGCCUCCAAGAAGGUUUUCCGGAACGCAUUAGGGCUGCCCUGCCGCCAGACACAAUUGUGUCUGCCAAGCGUUGUUUCUGAGUGAAUUGUCGGCCGUGGCUGCCGCAGCAGUUGGUAUUGGUACUUACUACGGUAUUUGAACCGUUCGAUCCAACGAUUUUCCACUUGGUCAGCGUUCAAACGGGAAGCAGCCAAGUGUGUCCGCAGCCUCGAACAAAAGCUCCGUGCGAAGGGAGGAAGAACGCGCCGCGACCCGGUGAAUGUUUACGUUAAACUUGGUGGCCGAAUCCGAUCCGCAGUGCACAUUCCAGCGAAUCAGAGCCUGAGUGGGCCCGCGAACAGGCCGAAAUCGGUCGGAAGUUGCCCGCGUCCGGUCCCAGCAGGACCGCCAGCCUCGCUGCCAAAUGCCCUGUCGUGUUCCGGUGUCAGUUCUUUAACCCUGCCAAAGUGCCGAAACGAGGAAGAAUUGCAUUGCCUGGAAAGUGUGCCGAGAGUGAUUGCAACGUCGCUGCCCAAAGCGAUUGUGUGUCGGGAAGUGCAAGUGGCCGCAGGCCUAGCGUUCCGCGGAGAGUCUCUCGGUCGCGUUUCCCGCGGACCCUGUUCGUCUGCUGACUGUGAAGCCCUCAGUGGCGAAUUCCUCCGCAACCAGACUGCAGCAAAAUUGUCGCCACCGUCAUGUUGUUCGAGAAUCCAGCUGUCGCGGGCAAGUUGCCGUUCCCGUACAGCGUCCCGCCACCGAUACAAGCAGCUGCCGCCGCAGUCCCCAAUAUAAGGUUUCAAACACCUAUAAAAGCGUAUGCCUGCCUUACAACAACCAGGUAUGUGUCCUGCACUAUAUCAAUGCCAAGAGAUGGAAUCCUUUUUGUUUAAGGUUAAUCGCAAUCCGAUCGAUAAUUCCGGUCUUUUGGAUCAGCAUCGGGAUCUACACAAUGCCUUGGUGGCGAGUAUAAACAAUAAUGUGGCUGCCGUGAAUGGUGCUCAAGCAGCGGCCGCAGCAAUCACAAAUGUUACAACAAAUGGAACAACGAACUCCCUUUCGAGCUCAUCAGGACGAUCGACACCCAAUAAUACAACAGAUCCUGCGCCCGGCAAGCUAUUCGUUGGCGGACUGAGUUGGCAAACGUCUUCCGAGAAAUUAAAGGAAUAUUUCAAUAUGUUCGGCACAGUAACAGAUGUUCUUAUUAUGAAGGAUCCCGUUACGCAGAGAAGUCGCGGUUUCGGUUUUAUCACAUUUCAAGAACCCAGCAGUGUUGACAAAGUUCUCAAACUACCCAUACACACACUUGAUGGUAAAAAGAUCGAUCCAAAACAUGCCACACCGAAAAACAGACCCAAACAAUCGAAUAAAACAAAGAAAAUCUUUGUGGGUGGUGUGAGUCAAGAUACAUCAGCGGAAGAAGUCAAAGCAUAUUUCGGUCAAUUCGGUAAAGUCGAGGAAACUGUGAUGUUAAUGGAUCAGCAAACAAAAAGACAUAGAGGCUUUGGAUUUGUUACAUUCGAGAAUGAAGACGUUGUGGAUCGUGUCUGCGAAAUACAUUUUCAUACAAUUAAAAAUAAGAAGGUGGAAUGUAAGAAAGCUCAACCAAAAGAGGCUGUCACGCCGGCUGCACAGCUCCUACAGAAACGAUUGAUGCUCGGUAGCUUAGGUGUAAGGAUGGCGGCGCCCGCUCAACUAGUCGGAGCGCCAGGAACUGUUGCCACCGGUAAUCCCCUAGCAAUGGUACAAGCUCAAGCGGCACAGGCGCACGUCGCCCAAGCGGCCGUACUACACAAUCCCUUUCAAGUACAAAAUGCAGCGGCCGCAGCAGCUGCGGGUUAUGGUAAACUAUUAGCUACAUAUCCUCCGCCUUUACACAGUUUCAGAUAUGCACCGUAUCCAGUGCCAGCAAGUGCUGCAGCCGCGGCAGCAGCCGCCGCUGCAUCACAACAACAGAAUGCAGCAGCAACGCAAGCGGCAGCUGCGCCUGCUGCUGCUGCAGCCGCGGCUCAACAAGCUGCCAUGGCCGCUGCCCCUGUUAGUGCAGCGGCAGCCGCAAAUCCCUAUCAAGGUUACACUCUUGCCAAUAUCGAUAUGUCAAGUUUUCAGGGGGUCGAUUGGAGCUCAAUGUACGGUGUGGGAAUGUACGUUUAAAGUUCUGCUUAUAAACUUUCUUCACAGGAGGAUCUCAAUUAUCCACUCUAAGUAUUUGUUAAUUAUGUCUCGUUCGAGUUUCACUGGGAAUUCUGAUAAACGGAUAAAUAUGGAAACGGGGGGCUUUCCAAAUGGGAGGAGAAUAGUAAAGGCAACAAACAAUGACGAGUGUGCAUGCGAGUGUUUUUUUUAAGGGAAGACGAAAGACGGAGCUGGAUUUGUAUAAAUAUGAAACCACCGAUUGUGAUGAGAUUUGUUGCUAGUGGAAAAUAUGGGAAAACGAGGCUUUACCUCCUUUUUCUUGUAUUUAUAUGAAAAAAAAAUAAAAACAUCAGACUGACUAAUGUAGAUUGACAUAGCAAACAGUGUAAAAAGUAUAGCUGUUCACAUAUAAUUAUUAUUUUAUCAACAAUGCAGAUUACUUAGAUUUUAUUAGUAGUUACUACGUAGAAACGUGACAGAGGAAGAUAAGUAAUUCGCAAGACACACCUCCCGAUAGGCUUCGUCUUGCCCCCGUUACACGCUUCAAAUUCUAUUCCGUUUGUCAGGAUUCACAGUGAAAUCUGUGGGGGGACGAUCAAGAGAUUCAUAGAGUGGGUGAUUGGGAUUCUUCUGCGAAGGUGCGUGUUGAAGAGAAGCAUUUGAUAUAUGAGAUAGAGUUGCCGCUAAAACAUUUCAAAUUCAACGCCUAAGAAACGUGUAAUUGUCAAGUGAAUGGGUUUAUGGAUGCUCAGGCGAUCGUAAUGCCCGCGAACAAAAGACGUCAAUUUGAAGCUGUGAAAAAAAAUGUAAUGGUUUGAGUUUUGUAUGUAGAAUUUUAAUUUAUUCGGGUUAAUCUGAAUUGGCUGAGAGUAGAAGACGUUUUGGUGCGGAGGGUCUCGGCGUGAGAUCGAUCUUGAGGGCUAAUGGUCCCUUUUAUAUCUGAUUAUAGAUUUGAAUUUCUCAAUUGAAAAGAUUUAUGUAGAGACCACACACGUAUGCAUGUGAAUUCGGGUGAUAUUUUGGGCGGUGUGUUGCCUCCUGAGACCACUCCGCAGAACGACUCAUUCGGAACCCAAUUGCCAUUAUCAGUAUUGUUUCAAGGUGUAUCUGCUGCCAAACUUGUCAAAAGCAAUAUAAUAAAGACAUAUCGAGACUACUUACUCAAUAAGUAAAUAAGAGAAAAUAUUAAAAUAGAAACAAAUGAGCCGCUUUUCUAUGAUUUCCGCGGGCAUUACAUCGUCCUGCGUGUGCCGUCAAUCCAAACAACAGCGAUGACGAGAUGAAUUACGCCCUAAUUUCUAGUUACAUACAAUUUAAUUUGAGAUAGUUCGUUGAAAAUGGUGAACAAAACAGCACAUUCGUAUAUUCGUUCGUUGCUCUUUUAGUACUUUCCUUGGUUUAGAGCAUAGUUUUCCGUUUUUUCUGGUUUACUUAGAAGUUUCAUUGCAAAGCAAGAUAUGUAUCUACUACCUCUAUCACGCAUACAUCAUUUAUAUUUGUUUCUCGAUACUCCCUUACUUUGACAUUGUAACGAUUCGUUCUCAUCCCACUAUUAAUCAUAAUUAUUCCAUAACUUUUGUUUGUAUGUAUGAAGAGACCAUUGCAAAUAUUUGUCAGUAUUUUAAUUUUUAAUCUCUAGAAGUCUUUUUAGUUAUUUUUUUAUUAUAUAUACACAUUAAUGUAAUCAGCUGAGAGGAGGAAGCUUGUUUCUUGCAACAGACUAAUCUCUAAAACAAAAAAAAUAGGAAGAUAUCUAAGAUACCGUUUGAAAACUCAUUUUAACUUGCUACCUUUACUACUUACUCUACUACCUACACACCUACACCUUACUACUUACUAAAUCAUAAUUAGAUUUUAGUUGAAAAGGAAAUCUCAAUUGUAUAAUAACUUUUAAGCUUUUAUCCAUAACUACCACUACACCUUUGAGACAAUUGUAUUCGAGAGAUGAUUUUUUUUAAGUAAUUACUUUUAAUUUUUAAUUUGGAAUUAAGUAGUUGCGAUUGAGAUGUUUUUGGGCGCAUUUAUUAUUAUUUUAUUUCGUAGAAUUUGCAAGUAUUUAUAUAUACAUAUUAUUAUCAUAUAUAUACGAUUAGUGUUUCUCUUUGUUAGUAUUAAAAUUCCAAAAAUACAUCCCUGAACGAGGUUAAUUACAUUACAUUUUAUCUGUAUCUUCUCGUAUUAUUUUAGUAUUAAUUUCCUUUCGUUAAUUUUCAUCAUAGUGUACUUUUAUAUUAUAUACUCGUAUAUAGCGGCAGCAUGUAGGCUUGUAAAUAAAAUCGAAGCUACUUUUGCAAAACAGUAUUUCUUGGCUAUAUCUGUACAUAUACGUACUUCAUAGUUUAGAGACUAAAUGUUUUUCUCGAGUCAUAUUUUUUUUAUCCCUUUCUUUUGGUUUUUAGUAUUCUUUGUUUUGUGUCUAUAUAAAUUCCAUAUAUACAAACAAUACAAGGUAAGAUGGUGAAAAUA
Messenger RNA from Hermetia illucens (black soldier fly), 4921 nucleotides. RefSeq names its product RNA-binding protein Musashi homolog 2 (gene msi). Bases 1139 to 2473 code for a protein of 444 amino acids. The record is from RefSeq and is a predicted model, not a curated record. Gene Ontology annotation, molecular function: RNA binding. NCBI's taxonomy places the organism in Eukaryota, Metazoa, Arthropoda, Insecta, Diptera, Stratiomyidae. The transcript has 6 exons. Gene Ontology annotation, cellular component: cytoplasm.